Molecule: messenger RNA, 1975 nt
Organism: Engraulis encrasicolus (European anchovy)
Lineage: Eukaryota; Metazoa; Chordata; Actinopteri; Clupeiformes; Engraulidae
Exons: 4
Coding region: 247-1593 (448 amino acids)
Source: RefSeq, a predicted model, not a curated record
UUUGUUUUUGCGAGGGAGUUGUUAAUCUAGCAGCUAGGUCUGUGGUUGAAGUGGGUUCACUGAAGGGAUUGUGUGUCUUUUGUCGUCAAACUUUCUACGAUGACGACGGCAAGCAAUGGUUGAUCUCUCCGUCAAAGACAGGGCAGAUACAUGUUUGUGCUACAUUCUUCAGCAGUUGAUUAAACAGCUAAAUUGCCUUGUGUCACAAUGAGUGUCCUGUGACGGUUGUUCACAGCUACCGCCAGCAUGCACACUGCCGAGACUUCUCCCAUUAACCUUUUACUUUGGGGUUGUGGUAAACGAAAAAUCCGCUACCUUUAUCUUGGAGACAGUUCUUUCUCAGUGACAAAGGCCGACACUGAAGAGAAACAAGUGAUUCCUUUGUUUCUGGGAGCGGAUCUGUACUCUGACACAGAUAUUCGCAGUGAAAACCAUACAAGAUAUCACGCCAAGUUUGCCAAAAAGGGAUUGGCAGCAAAGCUGGUGUUUUCCUCUGAGCACCGGUUUCAUGGGUUAAGGGUUUCUUGUGGAACCAACAGUUUGUGGUUCUACAGUGUCCAGGGCGUCUUGCGUGUGGCCUUUGAGCUGUACAGCAAACAGGAACAGCUUUCUGUGCUGGAGUCUUUCCAGGACUUGUGGAAAUCACGGCUGAAUGAUGACCUCCUGAAAAUGACAUACCAAGUCACCAGGAGAUUAGACAGUCCAUCACCACCACCCCAGAAUACCUUGACGACAGCACAUGUAGACACGCACAGAAGGAAGACCACAGAGGACACUCCAAAUCAUUGUGUCCGUGCGCCUGGACCACAUGGACCCGAACAUAAGAAGGACACACCUCGUAUCACACCAGAUGCACAUGUCCAAUCCACACUUGAUGCAGGACCACUUGAAACUUCACACCAGAACAACCUCGAUGAAAUACCAGGUGAGCAUCCCCAUUCCCCAGGACCAUUUGAAAACAAACAUCAUGACUCACCUGGUGAUGACACACCCUCAGAAGACCACGCCUACUGCUCACCUGUGAAAACAAUACCGCCUGAUACCACCAACCCAACAUGCCAGCUUUCCCAGGCUCUCACAAGCCUACAAUCAAAACUUCAGUCAUUCCGGAAUGUUGCAUCUGAUCAGAUGCACACCACCAUCCUUAGCUUGCUGAGUCUGGCCGAGAACUGUAUUGAUGGUGAGAGAACACUGGACGAAGAGCGCUGGGCCAAAGCCGUGCUAUCCCUGCUCCAGCUCCAAACACCCGGCUCCCUGUCCGUCUACAGCAGCCCCUUGCUCCAGGCUGUAGCCGGCUGGCUGGGACGCUGCUUCCAUGCCGCACACAGCUGCAUCAGCCAGCAGGUGGAGAGCUUCAAGGUGCGCCACAUCGAGCACAUCAGCGACCUCCCGCCGGCUGAGGAGCUGGCUGCCGAGCUCUUCCCCGAGGCCAUGAGGACGCUGCUGGUGAACUGGAUGGGGCUGAGCGAGGAAGCAGCGUUAUGGAAGAGGCACAGCGAGUUCCCCAUACUCCUGCUCAUCCUGGAGUUCGCCAACCAUAACCUCAUCACUGGGGUGGCUCAUGUGCUCUACUCCAGCCUCAUCUGCAAGUAGUUUUUGGCUCAGCGCUGAUUGAAUGAACACACUUACUGAAGCCACUUACCAAUGAGUUGAACAUGCGUUUUAUGAAAAGUAUGAAUUACACUUUUCCACCAAUGCAUUCCAACUACAGUAGGAGUAGGGCUGGGCAAUAUGACGAUAUAUACUAUCGUUAUCGUGUGUAUAUCGUGUGUAUAUCGUGACCUUUCUACUAUAUCGUGAUAGUAAUUUUAUCAAAUUUAUACAAUUGAAUAUCAUUUAAUUACAUUUCAUGUUGUCACAAUACACAAUAUAAGUUUAUGUAACUGUAAAAAUAAUAAAAAGAUCCAUUUUAAAGAAAGGUUGUUUUGUGACACGAAAAAAUAAAGAGAAAAUAAAGAGAAUAACUGAAAACGUA